AUGGAGGCACAGAGACUCCGUGGUGGUGGUAUAUCGCACGCGUCACACCCCGGAACGGGCAACGUGGCCUCCCAGCUCGCGGAAACACAAGAUAUGCCAGUUACCCCAACGCCAACCCGUUGGCGAUCCGGGAACGUGAUGCAGCUUGUACUUAAUGAUAGCAGCACAGAUAGUGUGAACAUGGAUGAAAAUGAAGGCCAGGAGCGCUGGCAACCUGGGGGCUCCAGCAGGCCCCCCGGCCGGGCCAGCGAGGCCAGAAGUGGAAUCAGACAACGAAAAAUUCUACAAAAGUCAUUUAUUGGCAAGCCAAGGCAUCAAACUUCCCUGCUAAACGUGAGCAAACACGCCCAGGUGCUGGUGGGGGCUUUGGAAGCAGUCCAGACACAACAACAAGAAGUGUACCAGAUGGUCCAGGAACAGGUACAGGCACACCUGGCAGAAGAGCUGUCCAACUGGAGAGCAGAGCAGCAAGUUCACGAAGGAAUGUAUAUGGAGCGGAUCACAAAGCUGGAAUUGGAAGUCAGUAAGCUUCGCACAGAGCUUACAGAGGCCCGGCGCACCAUCCAGCAGCCUGAACCGGUGAGGCAGAACACACCGGCAAUUGAUACCCAACCAAACCGGGUAAACAAACAUGACGACAACCAGAACCCCAAGCCUAACGACGAGAAUAUCGAAUCUGGGGAAGAAGAAGAAAAGGAAAUCUAUCUAGGCGAUGAACGGUCUUUAUAG
Messenger RNA from Aspergillus glaucus CBS 516.65, 729 nucleotides. RefSeq lists its product as uncharacterized. The transcript is spliced from 2 exons. The coding region runs from base 1 to 729 and encodes 242 amino acids. The record is from RefSeq and is a predicted model, not a curated record. Lineage: Eukaryota; Fungi; Ascomycota; Eurotiomycetes; Eurotiales; Aspergillaceae.